AUGCUCGGGGACAUAGAGGGCUCAAAAGUAGAAAAUUCUGUUGCCAGUCCUUCAAGUCUCAUGCCAAAAGAGAGUAAAUGCAAUUACAGAGAGCUUUUGAGUCUCUGUGUGAGAGAGAUGCUUGAGACAGAGGAGUUCUUGCCAAUGCUGUCACAAGUGUGUGUUUGCCCAGCUCUAUCAAUAACACGCUCUUAUUAUCGCAAUUCUGUGGGUGGUUUACUAGUGUUUGACAUCACAAGUCGUCGAUCUUUUGAACAUGUGAAAGACUGGCUAGAAGAAGCAAAAAUGCACGUGCAGCCCUUCCAGAUUGUGUUCUUGUUGGUAGGACAUAAAUGUGACUUAGUGUCACAGCGUGAGGUUACAAGAGAAGAAGCUGAAAAACUGUCGGCUGACUGUGGUAUGAAAUACAUAGAAACUUCAGCAAAAGAUGCCACGAAUGUUGAAGAGUCCUUUACAAUUCUUACACGAGACAUCUAUGAACUUGUAAAAAAAGGAGAAAUCUCCAUACAAGAUGGAUGGGAAGGUGUCAAGAGUGGUUUUGUUCCAAAUGUGGUACAUUCAUCAGAAGAAGCUGUAAAGCCCAGAAGACAGUGCACCUGCUGAAUUUGUAGCAUGCCAAAGAGCAUAUCAUGUGUUCAGAAGAUGAUGCCAACCUAAAUAACAGAAUAAUAAUUCUGAAACAAUAUUAGAUCAUGACACAGCUGAAUCAUAGAGAGGUAAUUUGGUUUUGUGUCCUUUUGUCUAGGUCAUAACUUCAUAACCCUCUAAGUGCAUUUUUCUUUUCAGAGUACAAUAACUUUGUGUGGUCUACAGGGAAAGAAAUUACAUCUUGCUAAAGGAAAAACUAAUCCUAUAGCAUGACAUUGAGAAAGUGCAAUAAUCAUUGUGACAACAACCUCUCUCAAGCUUUGUAUUUUGAAUAGAUUAAAAUCAAGGCUUGCUAGGUGAGGAUCAGAUGAGCUCAUUGCUUUUGUUCAUCCUGCCUUAGUUUUGGACAAGAAGAUAUUAUAACUUAUACUUUUAAAACGUGAUUGUUUACUCAAGUGCAGGGUUGCUAAUGACCAGAAAAGUUUAGAAUGUUGUAGAAUUUCAUAAUACAGAUAACUCUAAAGAAAGCAA
Messenger RNA from Chaetura pelagica (chimney swift), 1119 nucleotides. RefSeq names its product RAB39A, member RAS oncogene family (gene RAB39A). The coding region runs from base 1 to 603 and encodes 200 amino acids. Gene Ontology annotation, cellular component: Golgi membrane. The transcript has 2 exons. Gene Ontology annotation, molecular function: GTPase activity; GTP binding. NCBI's taxonomy places the organism in Eukaryota, Metazoa, Chordata, Aves, Apodiformes, Apodidae. The record is from RefSeq and is a predicted model, not a curated record.